UUUCUAGGCUAUUGGCUGUGGUUGGCUCUGCUGAUGGAAGGACUCGGAUGGAUCGAGUUACACCAUUUGCCGUGCAUUAGUUUGUUUUUCCCCGCUCGGAACGCAGAGAGACACUUCAAGCUUGACUCAAGAGUUGUUGCGAUCCAAAUCGCGUAAAGAGAAUCACGGAUUCAGAUGAGAAAAUGCAGCGUUACGAACGUUUGAGCCGGUAAAAAAAAAUGGGGAAAAGGAAAAGAAACGAAAAGAAAAAGAUUUCCAAAACAUCAGAAGUGCUCUAGUUCUAUUUGUGCAGCGCAAAAAAAAAAAAAAAGAACUGGAGCUAUUUUUAUUCACCCUGUUACCCGUUCACAUCGAUUCGGAUUGUUUAUAAGCGGAGUGACGCACGCGCUUAAAGUUCUUCAUUCUGAAGAGUAGAGCUCGAAUUAAUUACUUAGUUGGCUUUAGGCUAUUUGGUUUGGGUUGUAUUGGUAUGGUUUGGUGAAUGACGGGGGGGUGGUACUAGAGGAGAGGGAGGGUCUUGGUGCCAUUUGAUCGGUGAGCUUUUGAAGAUCACAAAGCUUUAUCCCGAGGACGAGCUGGACGAGCCCCACGGGCUCCAGGAAUUGUUUUGCGUGGUUCGGAUAAAGCAAACACAUGAGGAUCUUUUGGCUUUAUGGACCGACCUGCACACAUGCUUUCUGAUCUUCACUGGAUUUAAUAGCGUAAAACACUUUGGAAUAUAACGCGGAGGGUGUCAUAGUCUACAUGCUCGUUUGGAGAACGUUCAGGUAACAUUUACAUAAGUGCAGUACAGGAGGUGUGUGACCUCUGUGCCAGCAAUGGGGUGGCGAGAACUGAUGAUUGACCUACUGCUACUGCUGUUGUUGGUGUCCCAUCUGGAGGCUGUGAGCUUUCCUGAGGACAACAUCCCUUUAGACGUUGUGGACCGACACUAUGCACGACAGUACCCCGUGUUCCGUGGACGCCCCUCUGGCAACGAAUCUCAGCACAGACUGGACUUUCAGCUGAUGACCAAGAUACAUGAUACGCUUUUCAUCGCGGGCAGGGACCAGGUGUAUUUAGUGAGUCUGAGAGAGUCCUACAGGAAUGAGAUUAUUCCAUACAGGAAGCUGACGUGGCGGUCAGGACAGGCGGACAGGGAGACAUGUGCCAUGAAGGGAAAGCACAGAGACGAGUGCCAUAAUUUCAUUAAAGUCCUGGUUCCGAGAAACGAUGAUCUUGUGUUCAUCUGCGGAACAAAUGGUUUCAACCCCAUGUGCCGUUACUACAGGUUGGAUAACUUGGAGUUUGAUGGAGAAGAGAUCAGCGGUUUGGCCCGAUGCCCGUUUGACGCCAAGCAGACGAACGCUGCCCUGUUUGCUGAUGGUAAGCUGUACUCAGCGACGGUGGCAGACUUCCUGGCCAGCGAUGCUGUGAUUUAUCGCAGCAUGGGAGAUGGUUCUGCUCUUCGCACCAUCAAGUAUGACUCUAAGUGGUUAAAAGAGCCACAUUUUCUCCACGCCGUAGAUUAUGGGGAUUUUGUCUACUUCUUUUUCAGAGAAAUCGCAGCUGAGCACAACAACUUGGGAAAGGCGGUUUACUCCAGAGUGGCUCGGAUCUGUAAAAAUGACAUGGGAGGGUCUCAGCGGGUGCUGGAAAAACACUGGACAUCUUUUGUUAAGGCUCGCCUGAACUGUUCCGUUCCUGGAGAAUCGUUUUUCUACUUUGACGUCCUCCAGGCUAUUACGGACAUCAUCGACAUUAAUGGGGUGCCUUCUGUGGUUGGAGUUUUCACCACACAGUUGAACAGUAUCCCUGGCUCUGCGGUGUGUGCGUUCUCCAUGGUGGACAUUGAGAAUGCAUUCCAUGGCCGUUUCAAAGAGCAAAAGACGCCAGAUUCAGUGUGGACGCCAUUUCCAGAGGAGAAGCUGCCAAAGCCCAGACCUGGCUGCUGUGCGGGACAUGGUUCAGCAGAGUCUUACAAAACUUCAAUCGAGUUUCCAGACGAGACCCUUCAGUUCAUUAAGUCACACCCACUCAUGGACGCCUCAGUCCCCUCCAUUGGAGAUGAACCGUGGUUCACCAAAACAAGAGUCAGGUACAGGCUCACGGCACUCGCCGUUGAUAACACUGCAGGACCCCAGAAGAAUUACACGGUGGUUUUCAUUGGCUCUGAGGCAGGCAUGGUCCUAAAAGUUCUGGCUAAGACGUCCCCACUGUCUUUGAAUGACAGCAUCCUAUUAGAGGAGAUCGAUGUUUUCAACCAAGCCAAGUGUUUAUCCAGCAAUGAGGACGAUCGGCGAAUUCUGUCUUUCCAUCUAGAUAAAGACACCCACACACUCUAUGUGGCCUUUUCCAGCUGUGUGGUCAGAAUACCACUCAGCCGCUGUGAACGACACAGUUCCUGUCAAAAGUCUUGUAUUGCAUCUAGAGACCCCUACUGCGGCUGGAUGGCACAUGGAGCUUGUGAGCGCAUUCCUGCAGCUGUGCAAACUGGUUAUGAGCAAGAUGUUGAAUACGGCAACACAGCUCACCUCGGCGAUUGUCAUGAAUUUUUGGCCACUACAUCAGCGCCAGAUUUCAAAUCAUAUGGCGACCCAACCUCUGACAUGGAGUUGCCAUCAUCGUCAGUCACAGUGCCCGCGACCUCUGAACCCAUACAAUCACCCCAAACCAUCCCCACUCAGAUUCCCCAACUCUUUGGCUCACGGAAAUUUGUGCUCCAAGAUGACCCAGCCACUUCACGUUCUGUUGAGCAUAUACCAGGUGUGCUGGAGGGUGUGUGGGAAAUACAAGCAGGUGAAUCUAACCAGAUGGUGCAUAUGAAUAUCCUUAUCUCCUGUGUGUUAGCUGCAUUCCUGCUCGGUGCAUUCAUCGCUGGCAUGGUCGUUUACUGCUAUAGAGAUGCUUUCCUUCGCACUCCACGCAAGAUCCAAAAAGAUGCAGAGUCAGCACAGUCAUGCACUGAUUCCACUGGCAGCUUUGCCAAGCUCAACGGUCUGUUCGACAGUCCUGUGAAAGAGUACCAUCCCAAUAUGGAUACUCCCAAACUUUACACCAACCUGUUGAGCAAUGGGAGGGAGGUGCCAACCACCGGAGACACUAAGACGAUGCUCUUGAGUGGGCAGCCACCAGAACUAGCAGCACUGCCUACACCCGAGUCCACACCAGUGCUGAAACAAAAGAGCCUUCAGCCAAUUAAGAACCAAUGGGAGAGAGCUCAUGGAAAGAUAAGUGGCUCCCGCAAAGAUGGGCCACCCAAAAGCCAGCAGUACAUUCCUUCCAGUCCCCCACCCCAUUCCACUGUCAGCAACCCCCACAUCCCCAGUGCCGUGGUACUGCCCAAUGCCACACAUGAGAACAGGGCAGCCUUCAGUACUUCUGGAGGGCCUCAAGCAGAAAAGAAGAUCCAGAAUAGUGAUCAACAUAGUUCCAAAUCUGGCCGUAAAGAUCAGCGGCGUACUGUGGAUGCCAAGAACACACUGAAUGACCUCUUGAAGCACCUGAAUGAGAGCAACCCCAAGGCUAUCAUGGUGGAGAUGCCCAAAUCCCGACAGCACCUAAUGCUGGAACCCAUUGUAAGCCCAACGGAGAUUCCACCCAAAGUCCCAAGCCGAGAGGCCUCCUUGUACUCUCCCUCUUCCUCUUUACCCAGGAAUAGCCCAACCAAGAGACUGGAUGUGCCAACUACACCAACAUCGCCCACAGGGCAGAUGGGCACUCUCGAGAGACAGCGGUAUCACCGCAGUUCAUCCCAGCGACACUCCAUUUCCUCGCCGCCCAAAGGGCUGCACUCACCUGGCGGGGUCAUAGUGUCCCGGCAACCUAGUUUGAACAGAGGUGGGUACAUGGCCCCAACUCCUACCCCACCCACUAGACUAGACUCUCACGGGGUACCAAUGGCUAUGACACCUUCCAUGUCCCGGCAGAGCAGCUACAGUGGUCAUGGGUCUUUACCACGAACAUCCAUCAAACGGACAGCAUCGUUAAAGCCCGAUGUGCCAGCCAAACCCAAUGGCUUUGCACCACAGACUGCACAAAUGAGGGCUGUAAACAAGUAUAGCUACUGAAAUGCUUAGCAGGAUCUUACUCUAUGAAUGGACAGUGGGAGUAAAAGUGUUUGGCCCGCAGAGAUAUGGCGUGCCAGUCUCUGUUCCCUAUGAAGGGAAAUGAAUCGGAUGCCAGAGCUUCUGUUUCGGGUAGUUGUGCUAUUUCUCAAUGACGUUGUCCUGUCACGCUUGAGUGGCAGGUGACAGAUUCUGAUCUUCAAGGCGGCAGGGACGCUGAGGUCAUAGGUCACAGCUGACAUGCAGCAUAAAGCAGCUGCGUAGUUGCUGCGGCUAUCGGGCAGCGUAUGCUCCCCUAUGCACUGUUCUCCCCAUCAAUGUGAACCAUAUUUGUUAGACUGUUUGGAAAAUAUGAUAUUCUUGCUUGGAUAUCUCUCCAGAAGACAGACAGAGUGAAAGGGACAUGUUGCGUGUCUGUGUUUGAUUAGUCCCUGGGGCUAACCAGUGUGCAUUCAUUGACCAUGUUUUUUUCAGUAAACUGAGAAUAAGCUUGAGUCAUCGCUGUCAUAAAACUAAAUCCCAUUUAAGGUGCAUUAACAUCAGAUGUGUUUGGACACAGAAGUCCAGACAUUAAUUAAUAAUUUCUGCGUGCAAAAGAAAUGUCCAGGGCUCCUGCUUGGACUACUGAUUUUGAAACUCACAGGGUAAAGGUGCCCUCAACAUU
This is a messenger RNA of Sinocyclocheilus anshuiensis, 4710 nucleotides long. RefSeq names its product semaphorin-6D-like. The record is from RefSeq and is a predicted model, not a curated record. Gene Ontology annotation, cellular component: plasma membrane. Lineage: Eukaryota; Metazoa; Chordata; Actinopteri; Cypriniformes; Cyprinidae. Gene Ontology annotation, biological process: axon guidance; positive regulation of cell migration; semaphorin-plexin signaling pathway. The transcript has 20 exons. Gene Ontology annotation, molecular function: chemorepellent activity; semaphorin receptor binding. The coding region runs from base 819 to 4049 and encodes 1076 amino acids.